AUGUUACAAACAUCUGUUUUGCCCAAACUAUUCUUUCUCACUCUUGAAACUAAAUUUGAAGUUGAAAGCCAAGAGAAAAUGGCCUAUUACCACAAUGACUAUAAAAAGAAUGAGGAGGUGGAGUUUGUCCGAACCGGCUAUGGGAAGGAUAUGGUAAAAGUUCUCCAUAUUCAGCGAGAUGGGAAAUAUCACAGCAUUAAAGAGGUGGCAACUUCAGUGCAACUUACUCUGAGCUCCAAAAAAGAUUAUCUGCAUGGAGAUAAUUCAGACAUCAUCCCCACAGACACCAUCAAGAACACAGUUCACGUCUUGGCAAAAUUUAAAGGGAUCAAAAGCAUAGAAACUUUUGCAAUGAGCAUCUGUGAGCAUUUCCUUUCCUCUUUUGACCACGUCAUCCGAGCUCAAGUCUACGUGGAAGAAGUCCCCUGGAAGCGUCUUGAAAAGAAUGGAGUUAAGCAUGUCCAUGCAUUUAUUCACACUCCCACUGGAACGCACUUCUGUGAGGUGGAACAGAUGAGGAGUGGACCUCCAGUCAUUCAUUCUGGAAUCAAAGACCUCAAGGUCUUGAAAACGACCCAAUCUGGAUUUGAAGGAUUCAUCAAGGACCAGUUCACCACCCUCCCCGAGGUGAAGGACAGGUGUUUUGCCACCCAAGUGUACUGCAAGUGGCGCUAUCAUCAGUACAGAGACGUGGACUUUGAUACUACCUGGGAUACUGUUCGGGAUAUUGUCCUGGAGAAAUUUGCUGGACCCUAUGACAAAGGCGAGUACUCGCCCUCUGUCCAGAAGACCCUCUAUGACAUCCAGGUGCACUCUUUGAGCCGGGUUCCUGAGAUAGAAGAUAUGGAAAUCAGCCUGCCAAACAUUCACUACUUUAAUAUUGACAUGUCCAAAAUGGGAUUGAUCAACAAAGAAGAGGUCUUGCUACCAUCAGACAAUCCCUAUGGCAGAAUUACUGGAACCGUCAAGAGGAAGCUGACUUCGAAGCUGUGA
Molecule: messenger RNA, 993 nt
Organism: Puma concolor (puma)
Lineage: Eukaryota; Metazoa; Chordata; Mammalia; Carnivora; Felidae
Product: uricase
Biological process (GO): purine nucleobase catabolic process; urate catabolic process
Cellular component (GO): peroxisome
Molecular function (GO): urate oxidase activity
Source: RefSeq, a predicted model, not a curated record